AUGGCCGACGAUGAGGGCGCAUCUCCGCGGGAGCUGGUUAUCGAAGCAUGUCGCCGCGACCAGCCUCACCUGAUCGAGCAGGUCCUAGAGGGCAUGGCCGACAAGAGCAACGAGGAGGUGGCCGAGUUCUUCAACAAUGUCAAGGACGCCUUAGGCAACUAUGCGCUCCACAUCUGUGCCAUGUACGGUAGCUACGACGUGAUGGACGCCCUUCUUGACAUUCAAUACUUCGAAUGCGAUCCUCUUACCCGCGUCGACCAAGAAACUCCAUUGCAUCUGGCGGUCCGUUUCGCCAAUGAGAAAGACCCAAAUCUGGGGCUGGAGAUGAUCGAAAUGAUGUGCGAGGCUGGCUGCGACCCGCGGGUGCGGAAUAAACACGGGCAGAAACCGGCGGACUUGGUCUAUGGAGACCACAAAGAGAUCAAGCUGGCUCUCCAGAAGGCAGAAUACAUCUUGACCGAAGGGGUCCAACAAGGCGAUGAGGACGAAGCCGCAGGCAGUGCCAGUGAUAGCGAGUAG
Rasamsonia emersonii CBS 393.64 is the source of this 519-nucleotide messenger RNA. Its product is annotated as Ankyrin repeat protein. The record is from RefSeq and is a predicted model, not a curated record. The transcript has 3 exons. NCBI's taxonomy places the organism in Eukaryota, Fungi, Ascomycota, Eurotiomycetes, Eurotiales, Trichocomaceae. The coding region runs from base 1 to 519 and encodes 172 amino acids. Gene Ontology annotation, cellular component: ciliary inversin compartment. Gene Ontology annotation, biological process: protein localization to ciliary inversin compartment. Gene Ontology annotation, molecular function: protein binding.